Messenger RNA from Lolium rigidum, 1239 nucleotides. RefSeq lists its product as uncharacterized. Bases 97 to 984 code for a protein of 295 amino acids. The record is from RefSeq and is a predicted model, not a curated record. NCBI's taxonomy places the organism in Eukaryota, Viridiplantae, Streptophyta, Magnoliopsida, Poales, Poaceae. The transcript has a single exon.
CCACCACACCAGUCACCACCCGUCCAUCCACCACCACCACCCAGCGCAAUCCCCGAGCAACAACGCGCCGCCGUCUCUCUGCUCUUGGCCGUCACAAUGGCGACGGCGUGGGUGCGGUCCCUGAGCUGCAGAUCCUACGGCGUGGCCGACGCCGUCGUCGCGCCGUCCCCGACCCCGAGCAAGAAGAUGACGCAGACCUUCCCCGUCUCGUGCGCUGCCGCGGAGGACGUGAGGGACUCGGUGGCGCCUCCCACGCGGCAGCACGCCUCGAAGCACGAGAAGCCGCCGCGGCGGGAGAGGCGGAGGGGCGGGCACGAGCGGGAGCGGCAGCAGGACGCGAGGCCGCGGGCCAGGAAGAAGCCGAAGCAGGCGUUCAUGCCGUCCCCCUCGCCGGCCGCCCCGGCUCCCUCGGCGUUCCUGACGAUGGCGGAGCUGCCGGAGGGCCACUCGUCGCGGCAGGUGGUGGAGCUCAUCUUCUCCUCCGGGUGGGGCCCCGCGUCCGCCGCGGCCGCGCCGCCGGAGGUGGAGGCGAUGUUCCGGGUGCACAGCGCGGCCAGGGCGGUGGCGCGGUUCGAGGACGCCAGGGCGGCCGCCCGCGCGCACGGCGCCGCCGCGCGGUGCGGCGCCGACGGCAACGAGAUGAUGCGCUUCCAGUGCCGCCCGGCCGCUGGCGCCGUCUUCGGCGCCGGCGUCGCCACCUGCCAGCUCGGCCCCUGCAGCUCCGCGGUGCGCACCUUCGCCUGCAGCGGCGCCGCCCACGCCAGAGCCGCCGCGUCGUUUUCGCCGUCGCCCGGCGCGGGCCGGAGGGCCAUGCUGGUGUGCCGGGUCAUCGCCGGGCGCGUCCGCACGGCGCACGGCCAGGACCAGCACGGCCGGCACCACCGCUCCUCGGACUACGACUCCGUGGACAUGGGCGACGGCGAGCUCGUCGUCCUCGACAGCCGCGCCGUUCUCCCCUGCUUCCUCAUCAUCUACAAGGUCUAGCCGCGCCGUGCUCCCCUGCACGCCAGUUAACCACGCGUUGAUCCACCCGUACCUAAAAAUCACCAUCCUCUCAUCUUUUUUUGGCUCUCGUUUAACAUUCCGGAGGCGGCAGGCUGCUAGCCACUCCGGCAGUACGUAGGAUUAACAGAGAUUGGAGACCAGUCCCGUGUGUAAAACUGUAAAAGAUUGCUUCUUUUCUUCUUCUCCGCUUUGAAUCUUGAUGAAAUGGUAUAGAAAUGUUUUUUUGCUUGCUUC